AUGCAGUGCGGUGGCCUCAACUUGCUGUGUUUGGUAUUUUGCUGCUUGCAAACUGCUACAGAUACUCAACAUAUUUCAAUAGAGAAAUCAAACAAUGACAUUCAUGAUCGUAUGAAUAACGAAAGGGAUGGUCUUGCUAUAUCUAGAGAAAUAUUCAGGAACAUUACAAAAAAACUACGUGAAAAUUUUCAAAGUGAAGUAAUUACUGAUUUAAAUCAACAUCAAAUGCAAGUGAAGGUAGAAGGACAUCGUAACUAUGCCCCUUAUCAAGGAUAUCAUCACCACGAGCAACAUUGGGGACCGUAUUUUGAGGAAAAUAACAUCACAAAAAUGAUAGCACAUGUUGGAUCGGAAGCUUUAUUAAAUUGUCGUGUCGUUAUGCUUAAAGAUAAGACGGUUAUGUGGCUACGUAACACUACUGACGCCGCUCAGUUACUGACAGUUGGAAAAGAGGCACAUACGGGCGAUAAUCGACUAUCAGUUAAGUUCCAAUAUCCAAACAAUUGGCGAAUCAGUAUAAGCCCUGUGAAGAAAUCAGAUGAGGGGCUUUACAUGUGCCAAAUAUCAACACACCCACCAAGAACCAUUUAUACAAAUUUAACUGUUUUACCUCCUGUGUUAACUAUAAACGGGGAUGAAAUGCAUGUGGUCAAAGAUAGAUUUUAUAAAACUGGCAGCUCUAUAAAACUAACAUGUGUCAUUUCGGAAGAAUAUGUAAAGUCAAUGAAAGCUGAACCUCUAAUAAUGCUAACAACUACGCAAAUGACCACUCCAGUUACGGCUACUACUGAAUCAACUGUUGAAACCACUACCGUAUUUAAUAAAUUUGAUUUGCUACUAAACAAAAGUUGGAGUAUAGCAACAACAACUAUUGCUUCAACAAUUAGCAUAAGUCCGACUAUUAAGACGAUAUUAGAAAUUCAAAAAACCACACCGAAGUCAACCCCUUUAAAAACUACUCAACCAUCACAUAAUAUUUAUGGACUUAGUUGGACAAAGCAAGGAAAGAGUUUUUUCGGAAAUAUGAUUUGGCGUAAUAUAAGUUCGACAAUAAGUAUUUCAUCUGCGUCACAAGAAGAUAGUGGAUUGUAUACAUGUCAUUUGAAAAAUCAUUCGCAAGUUACUACAAAUGUGCAAGUUCUUAUUGGAGAAAAUCAAGCGGCUGUUCAUCAUGAUACGUGGAACAAAGGAUCAUUAUAUUGGCAUCCACAUAACAAGGCGAUACUUUUUGUAUUGUUUUUAUUAAUCUUGACUUAA
This is a messenger RNA of Parnassius apollo (apollo), 1257 nucleotides long. The record is from the annotation of a GenBank genome assembly. NCBI's taxonomy places the organism in Eukaryota, Metazoa, Arthropoda, Insecta, Lepidoptera, Papilionidae.